CUGGAAUUUCAUUAAAAAUUAAUUUUAUUAAAAAUUUAACAAAUUUUACCCAUUUUCCAUCUUCCCUCCCUUUAUACCUCCCCUUCCCCCUAUUUUUAUUUAUUUCCUUUUAAUUUAAUAUUGGCGAUGCUACUGAUAUUAUCUUUUAAAAAUAUAAGUAAUUUAUUUUAUCCUCUUUCUUCCCUAAAAAUUUCCCUCCUUUUCAUUAUAAUCGAGAAUUGUGUUACAAGCAAAUUUACGCGCUAUUCGUCCUUCACAAUUCCUCAAGUCAUUCAAGUCAGUUUUAUUUUCUUUUUUCCUCCUCUUCUUAAUUUUCCUCCUAAAAACGUUCACGGACCUCGCCCCUCCCUUUAUUUUUUCAAUUCUUGCUUGUCAAGUAGAAUGUAA
Molecule: messenger RNA, 387 nt
Organism: Meloidogyne enterolobii
Lineage: Eukaryota; Metazoa; Nematoda; Chromadorea; Rhabditida; Meloidogynidae
Source: the annotation of a GenBank genome assembly